Molecule: messenger RNA, 2006 nt
Organism: Chrysemys picta bellii (western painted turtle)
Lineage: Eukaryota; Metazoa; Chordata; Testudines; Emydidae
Source: RefSeq, a predicted model, not a curated record
CGAGCUCCGCUUCGGUGGACUCCCGGUUACCCUCAGCGCAGGAAGCACCGCAGCAGUCGGGCUUCAACAAGCGGUCGGCACCGACUCAGCAACCCAACACGAGUCGGCACCGCGAAAUGUCGGCGGUAGGUUACCCGAGGCCGACCAGCCGUAGCCGGUCCCGGUCCCGCGACCACCGGUACCAUUCCAGGUCCAGAUCGGCGAGACGCUAUUCCAGAUCCUGGUCGCGGAGGCGCUACUCCCCAAACCCGGACCGGCACCGUCCUAUGGCUCCGCCGUGGCCUUCCAGGUCACCGUCCGUGGUCUCAGGGACUGACUCGGACCGGUACGGCGGAUAUGGCCAUAGGUCGCAGGCCAGCAGGGACUAUAGCCAUUCUCAAUGGGGCCAGCCGAGCCAAUGGCCUUUCUGGACACCCUGGGCCUACCACCAGCAAGGGCCCCCAUCGAGGGCCUCGAGAUCCAGGCCACCGGGGUACCGAUCCCGCUCCCCACGGCACCGCCCGCCAUCGCAUAAGGAGGCAACGGUCUCUAGACCUCCGGAGCGGGAAGGAGUGGACUCGGCACAGAGUACGGUACUGUCCCAGUCCCACACUGCGGGUCAGGCCCCAGAAGAGCAACUGGUCGAUGCCGGGUUGCAGGACACUGAGGAGGGGCAGAAGGCUCCGACCUCUUCCUCCUCGCUAGAUGAGGCAGUAGCGGGCAACAUGGUGUCCGGCCCUCCCCCGAUUGACCAUCGGGCACACCAAGACCUGCUUCGCAGGGUAGCCCUCAAUCUGGGCUUGCAAGCGGAGGAGACCGUAGAACAGGAAGACCCCAUGGUCGAUAUCCUGAGCCCAGAGGGCCUCUCCAGAGUCGCUCUCCCGAUCAUACGGACAGUACAGUCCAACUGUAAGACGGUGUGGCAGACGCCGGCCUCCAGUGCACCGACUGCAAGAGGCGUGGAGAGGAAAUACUUCGCCCCAUCUAGAGGGUUCGACUUCCUCUUUUUGCACCCGUCCCCUUGUUCGCUAGUGGUCUCAGCGGUCAACGAGAGAGAGCGUCGUGGCCAGCAAGCUCCGGCCCCCAAGGGCAAGGAAGCUAAGCGACUGGACUUGUUCGGGAGGAAAGUCUAUUCCUCUGGGGGCCUUCAACUAAGGAUCGCCAAUCAGCAGGCGAUUCUGAACAGGCACAAUUUUAACUCUUGGGCUUCAUUCGCCAAGUUUAAGGACUCCCUCCCACCUGACGCGCAUCAGGAGUUCAUGGCCCUGGUGGACGAGGGGAUGGCGGUGGCCAAGACCUCAUUGCAGGCCUCCCUCGACUCAGCCGAUGCUGCGGCUAGAACGAUCGCGUCAGGAGUCGUGAUGAGGCGUUCGGCGUGGUUACAGGCUUCAGGUCUUCCACCAGAGGUGCAAACCACACUGCAGGACCUCCUGUUUGAAGGUUCGGGCUUGUUCUCCGACCAAACGGACGCCAGGCUGCAUAGCCUUAAGGACUCACGUGCGACCCUUAAGUCGUUGGGUAUGCACACCCCGGUAACGCAGCGUAAGCCCUUUAAACCCCAGCCACCGCAGAGGCAAUACCACCCUCGCCCCCGACACGAGCCUUACCACCGUCGAGGCAGGGAUAACAGUUACAACUUGAACUUCUGGGACUCCCUCUGUAAGUUCAAGGAGUCCCUACCCCAGAAUUCAGCCCAGGAAUUUGGGGCCCUGGUGGAGGAGGAGGCGGACGGGAUGAAAGGUCGCCCAGUGUCUCCUCAGAGGAUUUCAUCUUGGAUCACGGCCUGCAUCCGUUACUGCUAUGAUCUGGUGAAGGUGCCUCCACCAGCGACCGUGACUGCCCACUCGACUAGGGUGAAGGCUUCGUCAGCACCCUUCCUGGCCCAGGUGCUGAUUCAGCAUAACUGCAGGGCUGCUACCUGGUUGUCUUUCCACACGUUUAAUCUCAUUAUGCACUUAUCCAGCAAGCCCGAGAUGAUGCUGGCUUUGGCAGAGCAGUGUUGCAAGCCGCAUGAGCGUGAACUCUGA